Molecule: messenger RNA, 447 nt
Organism: Penaeus indicus
Lineage: Eukaryota; Metazoa; Arthropoda; Malacostraca; Decapoda; Penaeidae
Product: pro-resilin-like
Exons: 3
Coding region: 90-413 (107 amino acids)
Cellular component (GO): extracellular matrix
Source: RefSeq, a predicted model, not a curated record
UCAGCCUCGGUUACGUUGGUGCGAUGGUAUAUAAUGAUCAGCGUCAGAGAUGCCGGUAUCACUUCCUCUUCUGAAGUACCAUAUUCAGCAUGAACACCAAGGUCGUCGUCCUCCUCUGUCUGGUAGCCGCUGUUGCUGCUGACAGCCUGGAGUCAUUUGAGUCCUACGAGUCAGGUGAAGCGAAAUACGACUUCAACUGGGCUGUCAAACACGAUGACUCUGGAAACGACUUCGGGCACCAGGAGGCCCGUGACGGCGACCACACUCAGGGAUCCUACUACGUGCAGCUCCCCGACGGCCGACUGCAAACCGUCAGGUACGUCGUGGACGGCGACGACGGAUACGUGGCUGAAGUCAGCUACGAUGGCGAGGCUCGUUACCCCGAUUCAUACGAGUCCAAUGAAUCAAAAUAGAUUAUUUGACUGUUAUAACUGCACGUGAAACCCA